GUGUAUUCACGUUUACCCAAACAAGCAACAUAAUUCCUUUUAGUAAAGAGAGAUUCAUUUAGCAUUUCAUUUUGAAAUUGAGCAGAAUCCUUAUCAACACAGAAUCCUUUUAUCUGUGGUGGGUUGUUGGAGAGAGAGAGAGAGAGAGAGAGAGAGAGUAAAUUAAUUCUAUCAAAAAGGAAAGUUGACUGUGAUUGUGAAGUCUUUUGCCAUUCAAUCAAGCUCCAAUUUGGUGAUUCCUAUAUUUAGCCAUACAUCUUCCUCACUCAACCAUCCCCAAAAGUCCUUCUGCUGUCUUUCCCUAUUUCGCACUUAAGGCUGUGUUUGGAAGAGAUGGUGAGGGGGAAGACUCAGAUGAGGAGAAUAGAGAACCCCACAAGCAGGCAAAUCACUUUCUCCAAACGGAGAAAUGGGAUUAUGAAAAAGGCAUUUGAGCUCUCCGUUCUUUGUGAUGCCGAGGUUGCCCUAAUCGUCUUCUCUCCUAGGGGAAAGCUCUAUGAAUUUUCCAGUUCAAGCGUGCUGCAGACGAUGAAGCGGUACCGGGAGUGCAAGAAAGAUGUUCCAGUUGAUCACUCAUUAGAGGGAAAAGACCCACAGUUAUUCAUUCUCAAAUGGCAGCACUUGAAGGAGGAUGUAGCAGAAACUGCAAAGAAGAUAGAGGCUGCUGAAGUUGCCAAACGUAAACUCUUGGGAGAAGGUCUAGGGUUAUGCACCAUUGAAGAACUGCAACAAAUUGAACAACAGUUAGAGUGGAGCGUGAGCAAAGUUCGGGCCAGAAAGGUUUUGAAGGAACAAGUUGAUCAAUUCAAAGAAAAGGAGAAAACCCUAGAAGCUGAAAAUGCCAUGCUGUGUGAGAAGUUAGGCAUAAGAGGACCAGGGGAAGAAGCAAGUGAAGAAAGAGAAAGGGUUGCAUCCACAAAAAUAAGUGAAUAUUCAUCAGAUGUUGAGACUGGAUUGUUCAUUGGAUCAGCACCAAUUAAGGAGCUAGGGAGAAUAUUCAAGCAUGCUCAGCCUCAGCCUCAGCCUCACAUGUGCGCGCAACUGAAUAUAUAAUUGAUUUUUAAUGACAUAUAUAGCUUGGGAAUAUUACUAUUUGAUGUGGCAGUACUGGAUGAUGGAUUGCCAAUCACCUUCAUUCUAUGUGGCACAUUAUAUUAUAGAUAGAUAACGUGUCAGUAGCAUUUGUAAUACCAUGCACGUCGCAUACGGAUCAUCGAAAUUUGAUCGAUCGAAAAAGAUGAGAAAAUGGGACGUCCGUAUUUUAUUUUAAAUAAGGAUGCCAUUACCUGAA
This is a messenger RNA of Rhododendron vialii, 1291 nucleotides long. RefSeq names its product MADS-box protein SOC1-like. Lineage: Eukaryota; Viridiplantae; Streptophyta; Magnoliopsida; Ericales; Ericaceae. Bases 334 to 1053 code for a protein of 239 amino acids. Gene Ontology annotation, molecular function: protein dimerization activity; DNA-binding transcription factor activity, RNA polymerase II-specific; RNA polymerase II cis-regulatory region sequence-specific DNA binding. Gene Ontology annotation, biological process: positive regulation of transcription by RNA polymerase II. The record is from RefSeq and is a predicted model, not a curated record. Gene Ontology annotation, cellular component: nucleus. The transcript has 8 exons.